Molecule: messenger RNA, 913 nt
Organism: Drosophila obscura
Lineage: Eukaryota; Metazoa; Arthropoda; Insecta; Diptera; Drosophilidae
Product: serine protease 1-like
Exons: 2
Coding region: 5-850 (281 amino acids)
Biological process (GO): proteolysis
Molecular function (GO): serine-type endopeptidase activity
Source: RefSeq, a predicted model, not a curated record
GUGGAUGGACAUUCAUUCGAUCAUCAUGAAAGUACUCGUAGUCUUCGCUCUGGCUUUGGCCUCCGCCUCCGCUGGCCUGCUGCCCCAGGUGCUGCCUGUGCAUCCCCGUGACCUGCCCGUUGUGCCCUCGAUCGAGGGUCGCAUCACCAACGGCAAGGACGCUGUGGAGAACCAGUUCCCCUACCAGGUGUCCCUCAGCUUUGGAAGCGACAGCGGCGGCUGGUUCUGCGGUGGCUCCAUCAUCUCCGCUGAGUGGAUCCUCACUGCUGCUCACUGCACCAGCGGUGCCUCCUCUGUGACCAUCGGCUAUGGUGCCACUGUCCGCACCGCACCCAAGUUGAGUCAGACCGUCUCCAGCGGAAACUUCAUCCAGCACGCCAGCUACAACAGCGUUGUCCUGCGCAACGACAUCUCCCUGAUCAAAGCCCCCGCCGUCACCUUCAGCUCGGCCAUCAACAAGGUUGUCCUGCCCUCCAUUGCCAGCAGCUACUCGACCUAUGCCGGUGACACCGCCAUCGCUUCCGGCUGGGGCAAGACCUCCGAUGCCUCUAGCACUGUGGCCAACAGCCUGCAGUACGAAACCUUCACCGUGGUGACCAACACCGUAUGCUCAGCCACCUACGGCUCUCUGAUCAUCACCCAAAGCGUCAUCUGCAUUGCCACCCCCAACAAGGUGUCCACCUGCAACGGCGACUCUGGCGGCCCAUUGGUCCAGCAGAGCAGCAACAAGCUGAUCGGCGUCACCUCCUUUGUGUCGAGCGCUGGCUGCGAGUCCGGCGCCCCAGCUGGCUUCACCCGCACCACCAGCUACCUGGACUGGAUCAAGACCAACACUGGCAUCUCCUACUAAGCAAAGCAGCAGCACUCUUUUCUUUCUUUCAAAAUAAAUAACGAUUAUCAUCUAUAAAAUGUA